This is a messenger RNA of Zeugodacus cucurbitae (melon fly), 2044 nucleotides long. RefSeq names its product sialin. Gene Ontology annotation, cellular component: plasma membrane. The transcript has 5 exons. Bases 276 to 1715 code for a protein of 479 amino acids. Gene Ontology annotation, biological process: transmembrane transport; monoatomic anion transport. Lineage: Eukaryota; Metazoa; Arthropoda; Insecta; Diptera; Tephritidae. Gene Ontology annotation, molecular function: transmembrane transporter activity. The record is from RefSeq and is a predicted model, not a curated record.
AUCGGCGCUGCAAGUUUACGUUCUGAGUUUGCCUGCCGCGAAGUUAUUUAACGUUGCAUUCCAGUUGUUUGAGUCUCAAAGUCUAUGCAGAGCGCGCACACCGAACAGGUUUCCCAUGAGUAGUGGACAGGUUGAGGCAACAACAGAGCGUCUAAAAGUAUAACUUCUAUUUGUUGUAGUUGGUGGCGAUUGGCAUAAUAGUUUGGUGCUGCUUUGAAGAACUUUGAGAAUUAUGUUGACAAUUACUUAAUCCAGAAAGUGAAAUAAUUACAGAAAUGGUGACGAAAUCGUUCGACUUAAUUCAAAAUGGAUUCAUAAUACCAGCGCGUUACAUUCAAGUGUUGCUGAUGUUCACCGCAAUAUUAUUGGUUUUCCAUCAGCGGGUUAAUUUAUCGGUUGCUGUGGUUGUGCUCAACAAAUUAAAUGAAACAACAAAUACAACACAACCGCAAUUCGUCUAUGCGUCCUUAACACCACACCAGCGUUCCAGCAUGUUGGGCAGCGUAUUUUGGGGCACAUUCUCAGUGCAACUACUCAGCGGCUACUUGAGUAGUCAUUACGGUACAGUUAAAUUGCUGCUAUGUUGCGUACUUGGCUCUUCACUAAUUAGUUUGGGCCUGCCAUAUGUGCUUAUCUACUGGGGUUAUGAGUCAUUUAUAGCGGGUCGUGUGCUGCAAGGCUGUGCGCAAGGCAUUAUUUUCCCCGCCGUCUAUGGACAUCUCGCUAAGUGGAGUCCACUGAAGGAACGUAGUCUGCUGGGUGGCAUCUCGCAAUCGGGCAUGGACAUGGGUAUGGCACUGGGGUUCUUGUGUAGCGGUUUGCUAGCGGUGACACCGCUCGGUUGGACUGCCAUAUUUUAUGUGCCUGGCUUUGCUGGUAUUAUAUGGUCAGCGCUCUUGCUGAUCUUCGCUGCAGAGUCGCCACAAAAGUGCCGUUACAUUUCACAUAAGGAGCGUAUACUUAUCGCUGAUGUCGGUGUGGCUGCUACGACUGCCAAACGCAAUGCGCCCACACCUUGGUGCGCCAUUUUGACUUCGGUGCCUUAUCUAGUCUUAGUUCUGGUCAAAUUGAGUCAUGGUCUGAGCAUUUUCACUUUGAUGCAACAAAUACCGCUAUAUAUUAAUGGUCUCUACGACUAUGAAAUUCAAGUGAAUGCUGUGCUCUCGGCGCUACCUUUUUUCCUCAUCUUCGUGACGUCACACUUGGUUUCAUAUACCGCCCACUAUUUGCUGGUGGUGCGCCAGUGCUCGCUCGCUUUGGUGCGCAAAUCCAUGAAUACCCUCUCGACGUGGGUGCCUGCCGGUGCCUUUGUGGCUAUGACGCUGGUAAGCAAAGAGCAUGUUUCGGCGCAUAUUGCCUGUUUAGUAGUCGCAGUGACCACCUAUGCAGCGGCCGCUGUGGGCAGUUCAUUGAAUCACAUUGAUCUCUCGCCGAAUUUCGGUGGCAUGUUGGUGGGUAUGACCAAUAUGGCUAUGACCGGCAUGGGUGUGAUCUCACCGAUUGUGGUGGCUGAAAUCGUUAAGGAUGAGAAUGACCGCUCGCAGUGGAACAUCAUUUUUCUGAUAAUAGCUGCUUUGUUGUUCUUGGGAAAUCUGCUUUAUUUGUUCUUUGGUAAAAUGGUGGCACAACCGUGGGAUAAAAUAGAAAACAAUAAUAUUGGUAACAUUUGUGUAGCUUCAUUUGAUGUUGCCACAAUACGGAAUAUUGUAAAAUAAAUGGCAAUAGUAGUUGUAACGGACAUGUAUACUAUUUCUUUCGAUAAACUUUCCGAUGAAGCAUGGAGAAUAGCCCAGCUUUGUAUAUGUUCUUUAAUAUACUGAAUCCUUCUAAUAAGUGACACAUUCAGUCAUUUUCCAUAUUAUGUUUUCUUUCCAAAGAUAUAACGGCAAGACAGCUUCGAAUAAGUGAUACUCACACGAGAUAUAGCCUCUGAUUUGAAUAAUGUCAAUCCAUCCAUAUUUAUGAAGCUUUAAAGUGAAGAUUGAGCCUUGUUAAAAUGAGCUUGGUUUCGGUUCCUGCUAAAACGACCAAAUGGAAUCUUAGU